Molecule: messenger RNA, 890 nt
Organism: Eutrema salsugineum
Lineage: Eukaryota; Viridiplantae; Streptophyta; Magnoliopsida; Brassicales; Brassicaceae
Product: VQ motif-containing protein 20
Exons: 1
Coding region: 33-890 (285 amino acids)
Cellular component (GO): nucleus
Source: RefSeq, a predicted model, not a curated record
ACAAUUACUUCUUUAAUUUUCUUCUAUGUUAAAUGAGCUCAACGUUCAACGACCACCAUCAUCCCCACCAUCCAAAGAGAGAACCUAAUGACAACAACUCUAGCGCCGGCGUCGGAAUUAUUUAUCCUCCGUCACCGUCGCCGUCACCAUUGCUAAAGCUCAACAAAGACUCUCACGUUAUAAAAAAACCGCCGUCUCCGUCGUCAUCCUCCUCCACCGCCGCGAAGCCUCGCCAGCCAGUGAUCAUCUACACUAACACCCCCAAAAUUAUACACACUAAUCCAAAAGAUUUCAUGUCUCUCGUUCAAAAACUCACCGGAAUGUCCCGCUCCGACGUAGAUUCCGGCGGCACAACGGAUCGCGGAGGAAAAUCAAUCAACCAGAGCGUCUCUGAUCUCACCGUCGACAGAAAAAGCAACCGGAAUCGCUGCGGCGGUGGCCAUAACAGUUACAAUAGAAAUUAUUCCGGCGCCGGAGCCGGUAACGGAAAGGGAAUUUUUUUCAAUAACGCGACGAUCUGUGAAGAUAGUGAAUCGUCGUCGGUGAUCACAACAGAUGAGAACAUUGGAGGAGGAGAACAUGGACAGGUUAAUUCGUCUCUUCCGUAUUCGGCGGUGGCGGUGGCGGUGGCUAUUCCUCCACCGCUUCAUCCUCCUCCUCCGCCGUCGCCGCCACCGUCUCUUUCGAUGUACGAUACGGCAGGUAUUAACUACGGAGCUUAUUUCUCGACGUUUUCUAUUUUUCCACCGGCGGCGGAUAAUUUUCUUUGCGGGAAUCAGCCGUUUGCGAAUUUUGAUGAUCCGCUUUACUUCGCGCCUAAUACGAGGAGCUCCUUCUCUUCUUCUUCCUCUUCUGGGUUCGAUGGCUUGACGGAGUUUCGUGACUUUUAA